Messenger RNA from Rhipicephalus microplus (southern cattle tick), 2631 nucleotides. RefSeq lists its product as uncharacterized. NCBI's taxonomy places the organism in Eukaryota, Metazoa, Arthropoda, Arachnida, Ixodida, Ixodidae. The record is from RefSeq and is a predicted model, not a curated record.
GCUUUCCAUUUCGAGCCGCCCAACAUGGCGCAGCUCGAUUAGUUUCGAAGUGGGAGUUUUCGCCGAGCCGUUGCAGCUCACUCUCCUGCGCGGGCACCCAGUCUCGUGGCGGCCGUUCAAGCCUCGCCGCGGGUCGACAUGACGCUGACAGAAGGCUCCCGCAAGCGUCCCCACCCAUGCAACGACGAGAGCUGCGAAUUUAUGCCCAUCUCAAAGAAGAUAAACAACCUCAGGAUAAGGGUCAACUCCCAUGACACGGUGGACGAAGAUACAAGCUCUUCGGGCGGCUCCUGUCCUGACCAUGCGCCACUGGCAUCCAUGCUCUCCAACGGCGUCGACAACCCCCACUAUGGAGCCAUCAACCGGCUUCUCUACGAGGCACACAUGCAGAGGCAGCAGCGACUGCUCAGCGCCUCCCAUCAGCGACACCCAGAGCACUGUCCCGGUCCGAGCCGACUGUGACCGCUCCGGCGGUGCCUUUAUGGGACGAUCGAGGACGCUUAGGGUUUUAAAGCUGCCGAUGCAGCAGUUUCACCCUGACAAUGCAGCACUGUUUAUGUAAAGAUGUGAUGGCGGGUGAGUCGCAGGGCAAGAUACGUGCACUCCCUUCGAAGUCUGCAAGCCGGCCACCUCUCCACAUCGCUGCAACCAAUCGUGCCGUUCUUCUCAACGUGACGCGAGCAGUUGUGCUGGCUCCUUCAUUCCAAGGGUGUUUCCCAUCUGCAAUUGCCUCAUAUCUCUCGGUGUUUCUUUUUCUCUGUCUUACCCCCUGCUGCAAGUGAAACCCAAGCUAUCACAUCGCCUAUGUUCAUUGCGCAGUACUAAUCGUAGACGGCUUACACGUAAUGGUGUUAUGUUUGCCUGCACAGCAAUGCCAGUCAUGUUGCACUGCGAUUAGAAAGGUGUGCGAAGACUGUGCCGAAGCUAGUGAUCUUAGGUGCAACAUGUGUGACUGGUUCUCUGCUUGCGCCGAGAAGUCGCUCGCCAUCGUUUCGGUUUCAGUGAGUGACUUCGCUGUGUAUGUUCAUUUUGCGACAUGAAACCUCUAUGCGCAAGCUUGCAGCUCGUGUUAGAAAUGGCAUCACCAGUGAAGGACUCUUUGUCCUCUUCAAACGUCGUGUACAGCCAAGCAUUUGAGAAACUUUUAGAAGUGUGCCGUGGCUGCGCAAUUCGCGAAGAUUUUGUGCAUGAAGACUUGUGCGCCACAGUCGCAGCAUCCAUAACUUAGUGACACUGUGUUUACCGGUCCAUUGAACGGCUAUGUAGGGUUCGCAACAAUGCCGUCUCUUUUUCUGCAUCGUAUGUCAUUAUGAGCCAGUCAUACGCAUUACUGCAAACAAUCACUAAACAAAUAGUACUGCCCAAUGAAGCCAGAGUAACAAUAUUCUCCUAUUCGCCACAUUAGCAUCAAGUUUUUUAUCCGAAGCAACUAGUUCAUACUAAGGCGACAUUUCUGUUAGUGAAGUCAACUUGUGGCUGCACUUCAGUUCAUUGACGGUGCGAGAUUGUCAUUUGAUUUUUAAGCCUUGUAUUACAAUCCACAUGGGACAAUUAUCAGCGUUUUCAUUGUGUGUUAUGAGGGCCCUCAUGUCUGAUGAGGUUGUUAAGGGGGUAGCGUGUGACUUGUCUGCAAAGGUCUUUUUCAUGAGCCUUCACACUGACGUAGUGCCAUAUGGUCAAAUUAUCUUCUGCAAUGGUGCGUACAUGUUGCCAGGAUGUGUGUAAUUCUGUGAAAGAAUGACUAACAUUCUUUGCGAUGUUGCAUUCCUGAAUAAAAUUAUUCAUUGGGGCAGAUGAAUAGGCAGAUCAAUUUAGCAGAAGUGAGUAAAAUUAGGUCCACAACAUGGGUGGACCUUCGGGAAAUAAAUUUUUUAGUUACUAUGGGCAAAAAAAAAGUGUUUUGCACUCUCAGUUAUGUCAACAGGUGGCACUGACUGAUGCUUCCACGUUCAAAUGCAGCUGGUGAGCAUAGGAUAUGUUAUUCGAAGGUCGCAGGAUCGGUCCCUGCAAUUGGCAAGUUAUCUUUUCGUCCACUUUUCUUUGUGCUUUCUUUGGCGCAAAGAAAUUGAAAGAGGAAGCAAGUAAAUAAUGGAAAGAGAAAGGAAAAUAUGAAGAACAAUUAAAAUAAAGAAAAACAAAAGUCGAAAAAAAGAACCAAAAGGAGGAGGAUGCUGAGGAAAGGAUGAGCUGUCAUCUCCAUGGCAAAGCCCCUUGCUGACCUUGUCUUUUAUUCGAACAUUUAUCUCCUCCCCUAUGAAGAUAGCAUCUGUCCUCGUCUUCUACAGAGUUUUCAUUAACCUCCGCGCCCCCACAAAUGACGCAUGAUGGUACAGAGCGCUAAGCACUCAAGUUCUCGGCACACUGUUCAUGAGCAGUUGUACCAGGUGCAGGUCAGUCAAUGAGAGACGAGCCCGGGUUUCUGCACCAAGAACGAUGUGGGAAAAUCUCUCUGGAGUAUUUAUUAGCACAUUGCAUGACACCGUGCAAACAUGGUGUACCGUAGCAUAGUCCAAACCAUAGAGUUGCCUAGAUAUACACUAGAGGGAACUCUGACGCUGGUGUUUAUGGGAGUUUCAACGCAUGGCGCUUCAGCGAGCAUGGGAAGUAUGGGUAGUACAUGGAUUUGCCUAG